AUGGCAUUGCACCCACGCAGAGUUCGAUUGAAACCCUGGCUAGUGGCUCAGGUGGACAGUGGAAUGUACCCAGGCCUCAACUGGCUCAACAGAGAGGCAAAGCGAUUUCAGAUCCCUUGGAAGCAUGCGACUCGGCAUAGCCCUCAACACGAAGAGGAGAACACAAUUUUUAAGGCUUGGGCUGUGGAAACAGGAAAGUACCAGGAAGGAGUUGAUGACCCUGACCCUGCAAAAUGGAAGGCUCAGCUCCGGUGUGCCCUCAACAAAAGCCGGGAAUUCAAACUGAUGUAUGAUGGCACCAAAGAGGUGCCAAUGAAUCCCAUUAAAAUUUAUGAAGUGUGUGACAUCCCACAGUCCCAGGGAGCAAUCAUUAAUCCAGGCUCUACUGGUUCAGCUCCAUGGGAUGAGAAGGAUAAUGAUGAUGAUGAAGAUGAAGAUGAAUUAAACCAGUCUCAGCCUGUACCUAUACAGGAUACUUUAUCAUUUCUUAAUAUCAAUGAUUCUCCAAUGGCACCCACGAGUGUGGAGACCCACAGCCCAGAAGCCGGGUGGCAGAAGAACGAGCCUGAGGAUAUAGAGAUGCCAAUGCCUCCUGCACUCCCAGUUCUGCAGCAUGACAUGUUCAGCUCUCCUGAACUCUGGAUUAGCUCUCUUCCAAUGACAGACCUCGAAAUCAAGUUCGAGUAUCGAGGCAAAGAAUUUGGGCAGACAAUGACCGUGAGCAACCCCCAGGGCUGCAGACUUUUCUAUGGAGAACUGGGUCCUAUGCCAGAUCAAGAAGAACUCUUUGGUCCUAUUAAUUUGGAGCAAGUCAAGUUUCCAGGGCCAGAAAUUAUCACCAAUGAAAAGCAAAAGCUGUUCACAAGCCGGCUGCUGGAUGUCAUGGACAGAGGGCUGAUCCUAGAAGUCAGUGGGCAUGCUAUUUAUGCAAUCAGGCUUUGCCAGUGCAAAGUGUAUUGGUCUGGACCGUGCGCACCUUCUUCUACCACACCAAACUUGAUUGAAAGACAAAAGAAAGUCAAGCUCUUUUGUUUAGAAACAUUCCUGAGUGAACUGAUUGCCCAUCAGAAAGGACAGAUUGGAAAACAGCCCCCAUAUGAGAUCUACUUCUGUUUUGGGGAAGAAUGGCCAGAUGGGAAGUCUAGAGAGAGAAAACUGAUUGUUGUUCAGGUAAUUCCAGUUGUCGCUCGGAUGAUCUAUGAGAUGUUCUCUGGUGACUUCACCCGCUCUUUUGACAGUGGCAGCGUGCGGCUUCAGAUCUCUACCCCUGAUAUCAAGGACAACAUUGUUGCGCAGCUGAAACAACUCUACCGACUACUGCAGAAUCAUCAAGAAGGCUGGCCAAUGCAGCCACCAAACAUGCCUAUGACCACACCUCUGACUGCACAGUGAUGGCCAGAUCUUUCUGAAAGGAUGAAUUCCCUG
Varanus komodoensis (Komodo dragon) is the source of this 1425-nucleotide messenger RNA. RefSeq names its product interferon regulatory factor 6 (gene IRF6). Bases 1 to 1392 code for a protein of 463 amino acids. Gene Ontology annotation, molecular function: DNA-binding transcription factor activity, RNA polymerase II-specific; protein binding; RNA polymerase II cis-regulatory region sequence-specific DNA binding. The transcript is spliced from 7 exons. Gene Ontology annotation, cellular component: nucleus. The record is from RefSeq and is a predicted model, not a curated record. Gene Ontology annotation, biological process: regulation of transcription by RNA polymerase II; immune system process. NCBI's taxonomy places the organism in Eukaryota, Metazoa, Chordata, Lepidosauria, Squamata, Varanidae.